Molecule: messenger RNA, 3162 nt
Organism: Aspergillus affinis
Lineage: Eukaryota; Fungi; Ascomycota; Eurotiomycetes; Eurotiales; Aspergillaceae
Exons: 1
Coding region: 1-3162 (1053 amino acids)
Biological process (GO): DNA integration
Molecular function (GO): nucleic acid binding
Source: RefSeq, a predicted model, not a curated record
AUGAGCGAUAUUACCGAUUUUAACCCUUUUACUGCCGAGGAAGCGAACGAAUACGCAUAUUUGACGUCUAAUAACGAGAGGGUAACCCCACUUGGACGAGGCAACGUCACAUUGAAUCUCCAGAUGGACGAUGGAAGCGUAAAUAGCUUCAUUCUCGACUGCAUUUGGAACUCAAACGCUCUAUGCAACCUCUUCCCAACCGAGAGAGCCAAGAAAGACUUUAAGAUUUACCAUGACUCUAAGAAUCAGUGCCUCCGCAAUCUCUAUACAGACAACGUGGUUGGAUACACUUACACAGAGCAGAAUGUCCCCUUUAUUCGAACAACCUCACAACCUGCCUCAACGAUCGCAGCAGCCACUUCUCAACUUGAUAGACCUCCCGCGGUCCUUCUUCACGCGCGAUAUGGUCACACAAACGUUGAAUAUCUCGCGAGAAACAAGAUAAAGGUUAAAGGGGAGGAAAACGAGGAGAUCAAACAUUGUGAAGCAUGCCGGCUCGCUAAGGCGAAGAAGAGAAUAUUACAUAAAACAAUGAGCCGUUCGUUUAAGCCAUUACAGAGGAUCCACGUCGAUACUCAGGAGAUCAAACCUCUGGGUGUAUACGGAUAUCGAUAUGUAUUGAUUAUCGUGGACGACUAUUCACGAUGUCUCUUUGUACGCCUUCUCCACCGGAAAAGUGACGCUUCUAAAGAGCUGAAAAAGUUGCAUCUUCACUGGUUCAACCUUACUGGCAAAGAUAUAGCGAUUCUGCACUCCGACGCGACACCUGACUUCAACGAAUACAAAAAGUUCGCUGCAGAGAGGGGAACCGUAUUCGAGGCAACAGCACCUCGCAGUCCUGAGCAAAAUGGACCCUCCGAGCGCUUCAGUGGCUACAUUGUACAGACUGCUAGAGCAAUGAGGAUUGCUGCAGAUCUUCCUGCAGAACUUUGGCCAUUUGCAGUUGAAUCAGCAGUCCAUAUUCUGAAUCGCCUCAUCAGAAAGGGGCAGAGCCAGAUGAAAUCACCUACGCAACUCUUUCGAGAGGGAUUACACCUAUCGGGUGCAGAAACUAACCUUGACCAUAUUCGCAUCUGGGGAUGUAAGGCAUACACAUUUAUUCAUCCUGAAGAUAGACAGAAAUCCGCAAAAAUGAGCGAGAGAUCAAGGAUCGGCUACCUCGUUGGCUAUGUCAACGAGAACACCUACAAGGUCUGGUUCAGAGAUACAGGCAAGAUUAUUACUACGAGAGACGUUACAUUCGAUGAGACCUUCAAAAAGACCGAUAAAGAUAACGAUCUUGAUCUUACAACCUCUAGAACUCCACUUCCACAACCUCCAGAUGAUGAUUCAGGCGCUGCAGUAAAGAUUAUUGCACAGGACCCCCCAAACGAGCGAGAUCUCAUGAAUAAAACUAUGCCACAACAUGUUCAGUCAAUCGAGCAACAUGAGACCCCUAUUCGCGAAGCACUCCCUGCACCCGCCCAGAGGCAGCAAGAACAAGCUCAAGGCGUACGGAUAUCGGGGAGGAAGAACAAAGGUCAAUUUCAGAGCGAGAGAUUCAGCGAUUUCCAAACGAGACCUACAGACCUCGCUAGAACGAGAGAUAGCGAUUCUCCCGAUCCAAUUGCUCAGGCGAUCUUUCCAGCACUCAAAACCUUUGAAAUCAAGGUUCCCGGAACCUAUCAAGCAGCUAUGAAGUCCCCGCAGAAAGAUCUCUGGCAGGCAGCUAUGGAAUCGCAGAUUUCCAAACUUGAAACUAUCCCUGCAUGGGAGACGGUUGACCUGCCUACUCCAAAAACCCGUAUCCUACCGGGAAAAUGGGUAUAUGACCUUAAAAGCGACUCAGAGAACAACGUUGAGCAAUUUCGAGCACGCUGGGUCAUCUGCGGGAAUCACCAGCGAUAUGGAGUUGAUUUCGAUGAAUGCUCGUCACCAGUCAUUGUGGACCUCCUAGUGAAGCUAUUCAUGACCUUUGUGGCCACGAGAGGCCUCAAAUGGCGCCAAUUCGAUAUGGUAACGGCCUAUCUCAACGCUGAAUUGAAAUCUCGAACAAUCUACAUGAUGCAACCAACGGGAUUCACCGAUGGCCGCGUAUGCAGAUUGCUGCGCGCCCUAUACGGGUUGAAACAAUCCGGCCUUCUUUGGAAUAAGGUCUUUGAUCAAGUACUUCAAGAUCUGGGAUUCUGUCCCGCUGAUCAAGAUGCAUGUUGCUAUAAAGGGCCAGACGGGACUAUCUUGAUUAUCUACGUGGAUGACGCAAUAAUGGCAGGGCCGACAGACGAGAUAAUUACUUCAUAUAUCUCGAAACUGGAGGCGAGAUUCAGCCUCAAGAUGAUCGGCGAGCCAACACGAUUUCUCGGCUAUGAUAUUAAGCGAGACUACUACACAAAUACCAUUUUUCUUUCCCAGAAGGCCUACGCCACCAAAAUAAUUGCUCUCGCUAAUAUAGGGACCCGUGAAGCGGACCUACCAAUGGCAGCAAGGUGGAAGCAUACAGAAGACCUCCCACUAUCUGAAUCAGAUAAAGCAGACGAAUAUCCACGCCGUACGGGACGCCUCAACUGGCUGACGAGAACCCGCCCCGAUAUCCAAUUUGCAACCUCGUAUCUCCUACGAAGGAACACGAAGGCGAAUAAGGCAGAUUUCGCCGCCAGCUCACACCUCUACCGCUAUCUCAAGCGGUUCCCCGAUAGAGGCCUUAACCUAGGCAAGAUCCCCGCUGAAUCGUUGUAUGGAUACGUCGAUUCAAGCCAUGCAGAUCAAGAAGGCGCACGAUCCACGGAAAGCUUCAUUUUCUUCUAUAAGGGAUCGCCUAUAUCGUGGCAAUCAAAGAGACAGUCCAUCGUCGCACCCAGCUCUACGAUAGCUGAAUUUCUUGCGAUGGAUGCAGCCACUAAAGAGGCAAUUUGGCUCAAGAAACUGAUUGAAUCCCUGGACGAAUGCAUCAGCGGCCCCAUACAAAUCUAUAGCGAUUCCGCCAAUGCCAUGUCGUUGCUAAGCAAACCUGCAUACUCCACCUCAUUGAAAUGGAUUGAUCUACGCUACUUUUUCGUAAAGGAAGCGGUCGAGAAUAAGCUCGUUGAAUUUGCCUAUAUCGAUACUGAUCAGAACGUCGCUUACGGCCUUACUAAGGCCCUCCCCGGUCCGAAAUUCAACCGAUUCAGAGCUAGUCUCGAUUAG